AUGUUUGGAGCCACCUGGGGCCCAGAGACCUGCGGCUCUGCCUACGACGGCGGCGGCGCACGGCUCGAGAUCGCCGGCCGCGACGGCCUGCCGCCGCCGCCGUCGCCGGGGGACGUCGCGCAGAUCAACUGCAGGCUGCCCGGCGGCGGCUGCCACAAGGGGGAGCUCACGCUGCUGGGCCAGCGGCAGGCGCUGGAUCUGGGCCGGUGGCUGCGGCAGCGAUACGCCGAGGAGUUCGGGUACCUGCCGGGCAGCUACGCGCCCGGCCUGGUGUCCUGCCGCACCACCAAGUUCUCCCGCACCCGCGAGACGCUGCGCGGCGUGCUGACCGGCCUGUACCCUGGCAACGAGACGCCCAUCCCCGUGGUGUCGUCCUCAGACAUUGACCAGCUGCUCUACGCUGACUCCCAGCACUGCCCCCAUCUUGGUCUCCUUAUGGAGGCGUCCGCCGCCAAGCUGGCCGCCAAGGCGGCGGCCGACCUGCAUACGCGUGCGGAGCUGCAUUCGGGGGUGGAGGGCGCGGUGCCUGGCCUGCCUGAGGACUUUUGGUCGCGCAAGUGGAGCUAUACGGUGUUUGCUUCCAGCACUGUUCGGCAGCAGCAGCAGCAGCAGCAGCAGCAGCAGCAGCAGCAGCAGCAGCAGCAGCAGCAGCUGCGGCCUGAAAUCUGUAUGGCUCUUGCCACGCGCCAGUUUGCAGGCUUCCUGUGCCCCUCCCUGGACGACGAGCACGGCCACGCCAUGCUGCGCCUCUCGAUGGGGCGCCUGCUGGACAUGCUGGUCCUCAACAUGAACGCCGCCGCCGCCGCGGCCGGCGAGACCGUCACCGCUGGCACUGGCGGCGGCGGCGGCGGCGGCGGCGGCGGCGGCGAGGGCGGCCUGCCGAAACUGCACCUGUUCUCGGGGCACGACUCGACCCUGAUGCCGCUGAUGCUGGCGCUAGGGAUUGACGUGGAGGCCACUGGCUGGCCGCCAUACCUUUCAAAUGUCGUGAUUGAGCUGUGGGAGCUCAACCAUCACCAGCAGCAGCACAACGGCCACCCUCAGCAGGAGCAACAGCAGCAGCAGGAGCGGCAGCAGCAGCAGCAGCAGGAUCACCCGGACCAUCACCAGCAGCAACUUCACCCACACACGACUGACGGCGGCCGACUAGCGGUGAGGGUCCUGUACAACCAGCAGCCCCUGGAGCUGCCCGGCUGCCCGCCCGACAAACUGAUGGGCCUGUCCACCUUUGAGAGGGAGCUUCUAGGCAGCUUCAUCCUGUCGGAGCAGGACCAUGCACAGGCCUGCAUGGUCCCGCUUGACCACGACUCGCCGCUCCCCAACAUCGUGUCACCCGCCAACAUCAACGCCGGACCCGCCAAUGUGAACGCUGGGGGCGGCUCGGCGGCAGCGCCGGCCGCGAAGAGCGGUCAGGCGGCCUGA
Molecule: messenger RNA, 1422 nt
Organism: Monoraphidium neglectum
Lineage: Eukaryota; Viridiplantae; Chlorophyta; Chlorophyceae; Sphaeropleales; Selenastraceae
Exons: 9
Coding region: 1-1422 (473 amino acids)
Biological process (GO): dephosphorylation
Molecular function (GO): phosphatase activity
Source: RefSeq, a predicted model, not a curated record